AUGCAACACGAAGUGAAAAGAGUGCAAUUGACAAAAGACCAACUCCUACAAAAGUAUGCUAAAGAUCAACCAAAGAUCAAGCACUAUAGAGAGCUUACGGAUUAUUUAUUUGACCAACGCAAAUCAAAAGUUUACAAUGAAGAGACCUUGAAAUUAACAACUAGCAUAUUACAAUUAAACCCAGAGUUUUACACCAUGUGGAACUACAGACGGGAAAUAAUGGAUCAUGUAUAUUCCGCUUCAAGCUCGACCUCGGACAUGCUGAAUAUAUACAUUUCUGUGUUAAACAAUGAGUUGAAUUUUAUUCUUUCGUUACUAAAAAGGUUUCCUAAAGUAUACUGGAUAUGGAACCAUCGAAGGUGGUGUUUGUUUAAACUCGUUGAUUUUGGUGCUGUUGACUGGGGAUUUGAGUUCAAAACAGUGGGCAAAAUGUUGGAAAUGGAUCAACGGAACUUCCAUGGCUGGCAGUAUAGACGAUUCGUAGUUGAGAAUCUUCAAGUGGAGCAGUUGAAAAAGAAAGAACAUAAUGGUUGUCGUGACCCUAAGGAUGGUCAGGAAGAAAAAGGAGAAGAGAAAGAAGGGGAGGAUGCUCUGGAGGAAGCUACAUCUAAAAACGAAGGUGUUUGCAACAAUCUAAAGGUUUUAAAAUUGUACUUGGAUGAGUUUGGUUACACAACCACUAAAAUCCAACAUGAUUUUUCGAAUUUUUCAGCAUGGCACAAUAGGACUAAACUAAUUUAUAAAAUUUAUAACUUGGUGACAAGCUUGAAAAAAAGUGAUAGUGGCGGUGGAGUUGGUGUUGGUGGUAUUGUUAGUGAAGAAAAGAUUUCAUUAUUUUUGAACCCGUUGAAUGUGAUGAAAAAUGAUUUGGAGAUUCUCCAAACAGGGAUUUACAUGAGCCCUGAAGACAACUCCGUAUGGCUAUAUUUGUAUUGGCUAUUGUCUGAUGAUAUUUUUGUUCUGGCAUUUAAGACGCAAGAUGAGUAUUUGAAAGUUCUCAAAGAUCAAAUCAAACUAAUCAGGGAGGUUAACGAGUUGGAAAAAGAUGAUACUGGGUUGGAUAACGUUGGAUGCUUAAAGAGUUUUGUUUUCGUUAGAGCAUUGAUUGACAAAGUUGAAAAAAGAAAGGAGCUAGAUGACAAAGAGAUUGUGACGAACCUUGAGAAGUUGAUUAAAUUGGACUCGUUGAGAAGGAGACGUUAUGAGGAUCAAUUACUGGGCAAAGUUCCAGUGCUUUAG
This is a messenger RNA of Lodderomyces elongisporus, 1239 nucleotides long. It is a transcript of the gene BET4, whose product is annotated as Rab geranylgeranyltransferase. The transcript has 2 exons. Gene Ontology annotation, biological process: protein geranylgeranylation. The record is from RefSeq and is a predicted model, not a curated record. Gene Ontology annotation, molecular function: Rab geranylgeranyltransferase activity. Bases 1 to 1239 code for a protein of 412 amino acids. NCBI's taxonomy places the organism in Eukaryota, Fungi, Ascomycota, Pichiomycetes, Serinales, Debaryomycetaceae. Gene Ontology annotation, cellular component: Rab-protein geranylgeranyltransferase complex; cytoplasm.